This is a messenger RNA of Mirounga angustirostris (Northern elephant seal), 4934 nucleotides long. RefSeq names its product PAS domain containing serine/threonine kinase (gene PASK). The record is from RefSeq and is a predicted model, not a curated record. NCBI's taxonomy places the organism in Eukaryota, Metazoa, Chordata, Mammalia, Carnivora, Phocidae. The transcript has 18 exons. Gene Ontology annotation, biological process: regulation of DNA-templated transcription; protein phosphorylation; intracellular signal transduction. Gene Ontology annotation, molecular function: ATP binding; protein serine/threonine kinase activity. Bases 16 to 4398 code for a protein of 1460 amino acids. Gene Ontology annotation, cellular component: cytoplasm; cytosol; nucleus.
GUUUCUUGGCUGGACAUGGAGUUGCCUGGCUUCCCCCCCAGUGCCCGGAGCUGCUCCCGCAGUCAGGCGUCCAGUGUUGGCAGCCUCGUGGGUCCGGGGCUGGUCGUCCUCCGUUCCUUUGAUCAGUUUGGUUAUUCCUGCCUGGACACACCCACGCCACGGCUUCCUGUCGGGUUUUCACAGCUGUUGACGGUUGCUGCCCUGGCCAGCCGGCUCCCAAUGGAGGACGGAGGCUCCCCCGAGAGCCCAGCUGUGUGGACCGCCUCCGAGCCCAGCGAGUCCCUGUCCUCGGCCCACAGACACCUGAGCAGAAGGAAUGGGCUUUCGAAGCUCUGCCAGAGCAGGAUGGGCCUCUCCGAAGACAGAUGGAAUUCCUACUGUUUGUCGUCACUGGCUGCCCAGAACAUCUGCACCAGCAAACUGCACUGCCUGGUGCCGCCAGAGCUGCCGGAACUGCCCCGGCCCCUGGGCAGCGUGUCCUGUUGCUCCCUGCUGCAGGGCUUGUCCUCAGGAUGGUCCACGCCCCUGCUCCCGACCCCUGUGUGCAACCCGAACAAGGCUGUGUUCACUGUGGACGCCACGACCACAGAGAUCCUGGUUGCCAACGACAAGGCUUGCCAGCUCCUGGGGCACAGCAGCCAUGACCUGAUCGGCCAGAAGCUCACGCAGUUCUUCCUGAAGCCCGAUUCCGACGUGGUGAAGGCCCUCAGCGAAGAGCACGUGGAGGCCGACGGCCAUGCCGCUGUCGUGUCCGGCACAGUGGUAGACGUGGUGAGCCGCAGCGGGGAGAAGACCCCGGUUUCCGUGUGGAUGAAGAGGGUGAGGCAGGAGCGCAGCCGCGUGGUCGUGCUGGAACCUGUGGAGCGGGUGUCCGCCUGGGUCGCUUUCCGGGGCGAUGGAACCAUAACGUCCUGUGACAGCCUGUUUGCUCUCCUGCACGGGUACGGGUCUGGGGAGGAGGCGCUCGGGCAGCACAUCGCAGACCUGAUCCCUUCUGUGCAGCUCCCUCCCCCCGGCGAACCUGUCCCACAGAAUCUCAAGAUUCAGAGGUCUGUUGGGAGAGCCAAGGAUGGUACCACCUUCCCCCUGAGCUUAAAACUGAAAUCUGAGUCCAGUAGCGAGGUGGUGGAAGACAGCAGUGCAGUCCCCGAGCUGGGUUACUCGGCAUCCAUCUGGGUGUUCUCCACCAUCAGCGGCCUCAUCACCCUCCUGCCCGACGGGACCAUCUACGGCAUCAACCACAGCUUUGCACUGAUGCUGUUCGGUUACGGGAAGACGGAGCUCCUGGGCAAGAAUAUCACUUUCCUGAUUCCCGGCUUCUACCAGUACAUGGGCCUUGCAUGUGACACUUCUUUACCUCUGCCAGACCUGGCCGACUGCUUGGACACUGGCAACCAGAGUGAGCCUGGGGAGACAAGGGUGGGCCCCCGGCAGAGCUGGAACCCGGCCAGCCAGGCCACGGAUCCAAGGGCUAACGGCACGCUUGCUGGAGACCACGUUCUGCCACGAGGGGAGAGCCUGGAGCCAGUGGGAAGCCAAGAAGCCUUCGCUGGGACCCAGGCCCAAGCAGACCCUGGAGGUGGCCUCCCUUCCUCCCUCCCGCGUCCGCCCUCUCCCGGAGUGGACAGCAUCCCAGAAGGAAACCCGCCAGCCCAGGAAUGGUCGUCACCCGAGGACCAGGGAGACAUCCCGGAAGGAAGCCCGCCAGCCCAGGAAUGGCCGUCACCCGAGGACCAGGGAGACAUCCCGGAAGGAAGCCCGCCAGCCCAGGAAUGGCCGUCACCCGAGGACCAGGGAGACAUCCCGGAAGGAAGCCCGCCAGCCCAGGAAUGGCCGUCACCCGAGGACCAGGGAGACAUCCCGGAAGGAAGCCCGCCAGCCCAGGAAUGGCCGUCACCCGAGGACCAGGGAGACAUCCCGGAAGGAAGCCCGCCAGCCCAGGAAUGGCCGUCACCCGAGGACCAGGGAGACAUCCCGGAAGGAAGCCCGCCAGCCCAGGAAUGGCCGUCACCCGAGGACCAGGGAGACAUCCCGGAAGGAAGCGCACCAGCCCAUAGCCAGCAGUCAUCAGCCGAGGACCAGCCAAAUACUCUCUUGGAGAAAGAGGAACCUGCAGCCCCAGAAAGCCUCAGACAGGACCUUGUGGGAAGAAGCGGGUCUCACCCAGUGGACACAUGGAUGUCUGCUUCCCGUGAAGGAUCUGAGGACAGGAGCAGGCACGCUGAAAUGUGUAGCCUGCCUGAGGCACAGUUGGAGUGGAUGAGCUCGAGCAGUGCCCGCAAUUCGAACCAUCGGGCUGAUACCAUCAUGCCCGAGCCCCAUGCCACAGGCCAGCUGGCAGGGGAGGGUCUCCUGAUACCCUGUCCUGGAUAUGGGGGUGAGCAGAGCACGCAGUCAGGAAGCCCCCCCAGGACAGCGCGACUCCCGUUCUCGAUGCCUGCGCUGGAUGAGCCGUGGGUGGCCGUGGAGAAUGACCGUGAGGAGCUACAAACUUGCUUAAUUAAGGAGCAGCUGUCCAAAUUGAGCCUCGUGGAACCACUGGGUGUCUCUUACACCAAGCUGGCCCCAGCAGAGCACCCCCAGUUCUCUGCCCCUGUGUCCUUGUGCGACCCAGGAAGCAGGGGCCUGUGCAGCCGAGUAGGCAGCUCCUCGGCCUACUAUGCUCUGGCCACAGACCUCCCUGGUGUGCUGGAUGCAGUGCAGGCCCAGGAGGCUGAUGGGAAUUCAUUUUCCUGGAACCUCAAGGAGCUCUUUUACAGUGAAUGGACAGAUCGAACUUCCUCCAACUGUUCCUGCACCGCGUCUGAGCUUGUGGGGACGCCGUCUCCUUCGCCGGCAGGCUCUGAUGUAGACAUGAGUGGUCUGCACCGGCGGAGAUCAGAUGUUCUGGAGGACCGAGAACUGUUGCUCCUGACUGGCACUUACUUCGAUCUUGGGGAGGCUCGGCAGUUUCGCGAGAGCCGUCUGGGGCCCGAUCAAGUAGAGCCCUCCAAGACGUGUCUGGUGUCCUCAGAAUACUAUGAAGUGAGUGGCAGAGAGAGCCCAGCCUGUGUCCUUCCCACGCCGGGGGCUGGCCCUGCAGAUGUGCGCCCGUCAGAGGAGCCCAGGCUGAGUUUCCAGGUCACCUCCACACCUGUGAGAGGGGACAGCCCGGCAACUUCUGGGGGCACCUGCGUGCAGCAGGAGAUCCAGGAGGGGACCUACACCGGCAGCUGCUACCACCGUGAUGGAGCCCAGCUGAGUGUGCAGUUUGAGGUGAAGCGGGUGGAGCUGCAAGGCUCCGCGACCCUGUUCUGCUGCUGGCUCGUGAAGGACCUGCUGCACAGUGGCCGGGACUCGGCCACGCGCACCCGUCUGCUCCUGGCCAGCCUGCCCAGCUCCAGCCACUCCGUGUGCGAGCUUUCCGGACCCAGCAUGGGGGAGAUGCUCAGAAGCAAGCCCUGGUGCGAGGAGCCCCCCAGGGCUGUGGAGCUGGAGGUGCCGGCAGCCUGGGAGGGCGCGUACUCCCACAAGUACAGCACGCUGAGCCCCCUGGGCAGUGGGGCCUUUGGCUUCGUCUGGACUGCGGUGGACAAGGAGGCCAACAAGGAGGUGGUGGUGAAGUUUAUUAAGAAGGAGAAGGUUUUGGAAGAUUGUUGGAUCGAGGAUCCCAAACUUGGAAGAGUUACUUUAGAGAUUGCAAUUCUGUCCAGGGUGGACCACGCCAAUAUCAUCAAGGUGUUGGACGUAUUUGAAAACCAAGGGUUCUUUCAGCUUGUGAUGGAGAAGCACGGCUCCGGCCUGGACCUCUUUGCAUUCAUUGACCGCCAUCCCAGCCUUGACGAGCCCCUGGCAAGUUACAUCUUCCGACAACUGGUAGUGGCGGUGGGAUACUUGCGCUCGAAGAGCAUCAUUCACCGGGACAUCAAGGACGAGAACAUCGUGAUCGCGGAGGACUUCACCAUCAAGCUGAUCGACUUCGGCUCCGCCGCCUACUUGGAGAAGGGCAGGCUGUUUCAUACGUUCUGUGGGACGAUCGAGUACUGCGCACCCGAAGUCCUCAUGGGAAACCCGUACAGGGGGCCAGAGCUGGAGAUGUGGUCACUGGGGGUCACGCUGUACACGCUGAUCUUUGAGGAGAACCCCUUCUGCGAGCUGGAGGAGACCAUGGAGGCCGUGAUCCACCCCCCGUACCUGGUGUCAGAAGAUCUCAUGAACCUCAUGUCUGGGCUGCUGCAGCCUGUCCCCGAGCAGCGCACCACCCUGGAGAAGCUGGUGACAGACCCCUGGGUGACACAGCCCGUGAAUCUUGCUAACUACACCUGGGAUGAGGUGUGUCGCAUGAACAAGCGAGAAAGCGGAGCUCUGUCCGGUGUGAGCCUGGAGGCUGAGAGCAGGUGCGCCAGGGAAGUGGCGUGAGCUCUGGAGCCCUGCGGGGCCUUGUGCCCCAGGGGAGGCCCCUGAUGAGCCGACUCCAGCUCCCUGCUGCUCUCUCGGGAGCAGGUUGUUUUCAGGCCCCAUCCAGUCAGAGAAACUAAAUUCUCAAUCAUUAGGCCCAAUUCACCUUCUAAAAAUUCCUAUGCAAGUUUGAGAAAUGCUAGAACAAAAGCCAGUGGUGCUACAAGAUUCUAGGGUUAUAAAUAGACUUGGAAUUCGUUUUUCACAUGACCUUAAAUAAGCAUGCUAGCGUUUGGUUGAAUUUUGUGCUAUGAAAGGGCUUUAAUCUUUCUGAUGUUGUAUAUAUGCAUGUAUUUGUUUCCUCUGACUUGACAUGUGCUCACCUGAUGUGUGGAGUUGGUAGAACUGGUUAGCCAGAGACCAGACUAUUUCAUUAACUUAUUUUUUGAACAUUUCCGAAUUAAAGCAAUUUUGUAGUGAGCCAUGAUCCGGACUUGGACUGACUGAAUUCUUCCAAGAUGCCAGCGUGGGGAGUGUUUCAUUGCUUUACUUUUGUU